UGGCCGGUGUUCACGUUUAUGUUCCUCUCGCGAUAUCUUAGUAGCGCUUCCUGACAUCAGAAAACAUGGCAGACGAGUACGGACGAAAAUGGGACCGGUGCCUUGCCGACACAGCCUUGAAAACAGUAACUGGCCUAGGUGUGGGCAUUGUGUUCUCCGUCCUCCUCUUUAAACGUCGCACAUGGCCCGUCUCACUGGGUUCAGGUUUUGGACUGGGAAUGGGAUACGCCAACUGUCAGCAUGACUUCAGGUCACCGUACCUGAUUCAUGGGCACAUGGUUAAGGACCAGUAAUGAAGGACUAAAGAUGACAAGGAUUUGCCGAGGAGCUACUCAUCUGUUUUUUGUGUUGUGUCCUUGUUGGUUUUGUUGCUCAUUUCUGUCCUGGCACUAACAUCCUAACCAUGGUGGCUGUGCUUAUCAAAGGGCAGUGAAUGUAUAUUUAAUAAAGUCAUUAUGGAAAAACUC
Lates calcarifer (barramundi perch) is the source of this 467-nucleotide messenger RNA. Its product is annotated as MICOS complex subunit Mic10. Bases 66 to 293 code for a protein of 75 amino acids. The record is from RefSeq and is a predicted model, not a curated record. The transcript is spliced from 4 exons. Lineage: Eukaryota; Metazoa; Chordata; Actinopteri; Centropomidae. Gene Ontology annotation, cellular component: mitochondrial inner membrane; MICOS complex; mitochondrion.